AUGGCACGAUACCUCACCACCUCGACCGCGCGUCUCGCCGCCCCGGCCGCCUCGAGCCACCCGUCCCUCCGUCUCCCCGCCGACUACGUCCCGCCGACGAAGCCCCCAUCAGCGCGCCCCCCCGAAACACGCAAGUCUCAGCUCAUCCGAACCUACACCUCGCUCCUCCGCACAACGCCCCUGAUCCUCUUCUUCCAGCACAGCAACCUCACGGCCGACGAGUGGUCCGCCCUGCGCCGCGAGCUCAACGCCUCCCUUGCCGCCGCCACGCCUGAGGGCUCCGCCGUCGACGGUCGCGACGUCCACCUCCAAGUCCUGCGCACUCGCAUGUUCAACGUUGCCCUGAAGCUGGCUGAAUUCUACGACCCCGAGGUCGCCAAGGCCAAGCCUGGCGUGCAGACGGGCACCAGGGGCCCUCUCGUGCACGAUCUGAGCACAGCGGCGUACGAGGCCAUGAAGAACUUUGAGGCCCCUGAGGACUCGGCCUAUGCGCAGAUCUCGCCGCUGCUGUGCGGCCCGACGGCGGCGCUCGUUUUCCCCGCCGUGUCGCCCGCGCACCUGGCGGCGGCGUUGAAGAUCCUCUCGCCUAGCCCGCCCAAGUUCCCCGCGCCGACGCGCAAAAAGAACCCGGGCUACUACGAGCCGCAGUGCCAGAGCGCGCUGCAGAAGCUGCUGCUUGUCGGUGGACGGAUCGAGGGCGAUGUGUUUGACGUCGAGGGCGUCAAGUGGGUUGGCGGUAUCGAGGGCGGCCUCGACGGGCUGCGGGCGCAGCUCGUGUACCUGCUCCAGAGCGCUGGCUUGGGUCUUACUACUGCCCUUGAGGGUGGAAGCAAGAGCCUAUGGUUGACAUUGGAGGGACGGAGGACGCAGUUAGAGGAUGAGGGUAAAGAGGGCGAGAAGAGGACCGAGGAGACUAAGAGCGAGUAG
Molecule: messenger RNA, 927 nt
Organism: Colletotrichum spaethianum
Lineage: Eukaryota; Fungi; Ascomycota; Sordariomycetes; Glomerellales; Glomerellaceae
Product: 54S ribosomal protein L11, mitochondrial
Exons: 1
Coding region: 1-927 (308 amino acids)
Biological process (GO): translation
Cellular component (GO): mitochondrial large ribosomal subunit
Molecular function (GO): structural constituent of ribosome
Source: RefSeq, a predicted model, not a curated record